CAUUUCCAUAUGUCUCUAUUCCUCUCUCUCUCUCUGCGGACUCUUGUACCUACCCUUUCUUUGUUCUCUUCCACUCCCAAGCAUAAAUACUUCAUAACUUCUCUAUCAGACUAUCACUCACCUCUCUCUGCUCUCUCUCUCUCGCUCUCUCUCUCUAAUAAAUCUCUCUCCAUAUCACUCCGCUCUCUUUUACAAGUUACAAAUCGAUCUGUCUCUCUACUGCAACAAUAUACAGCUAAAACGACGACGCUAUGUGGGCUUUCAUGAUGAGCUGGUUCACACCCACCGUCCUCUUCUGCGUACUGAACCUCGUGAUCGGCACAAUAUUCAUCACUUCAAACUUGAACAAACAUCAACAUCAACAAUUCGGUGAAGGCCACUCCCCCCGACUCGUCCGAGUCCCGUCUCUGUUAGAACGAGUCAGGUCAUUCGAUUUCUCUCUCUACAGAGCACUAGACAAUCAUCAUCAUCAUCAUCAACAUCAACAACAACAGUUUGGCGAAGGCCACUCGCCCCAACUCGUCCGAGUCCCGUCUCUGCUAGACCGAGUGUCGUCAUUCGAUUUCUCUCUCUACAGAGCCCAAGACUAUCAUCAUCAUCAACAACAACAACAGUUUGGUGAACGGGACUCCCCCCAACUCGUCCGAGUCCCGUCUCUGCUAAACCGAGUCAGGUCAUUCGAUUUCCCUCUCUACAGAUCUGAACAGCCCGAACCAUCACCGCCCGAUACCCAACACACCAACCCAGCUCACCAUCAAACCCUGGACCAACACCCCAGUCAGCAGGAUCCAGACCAUCACGUGAAAAGAAGCAAGUCCGACGCGAGCGGCGAGACUCCGUCCAGCCCUCCGGCGAAGGUGACGAAGUCGGCGAGCGAGAAGUCAGUUUUUCCGAAAUUCGAGGAGGUGGAGGUCGUUGAUCAUGAGCUGCCGGAGACGAAAGAGAAGGGUAGUGAUACGGCGUCGUUAAAGGAAGACGAAGCGGUUGAUGCAAAAGCUGAUGAUUUUAUCAACAGGUUUAGGCAACAAUUGAAGAUGCAGAGACUUGAUUCAUUGAAGAGGUUCAAGGAUAUGCUAAGCAGAGGGUCCGGGCACUGAAAGGGCUUUUUGAUCUUUUUCUUUUGGUCCUUAGAGUUAGAGAUCGAGCUAAUUGUUUUCUAUAUAGGGUUUUCCAUAAAUAAUGUGGGUUUUCCAUAAAUAAUGUGGUUGAUUUCUGAACGUGGUUUUUGCAUGUUUGUUGCCAAAUAUGC
Molecule: messenger RNA, 1249 nt
Organism: Cornus florida
Lineage: Eukaryota; Viridiplantae; Streptophyta; Magnoliopsida; Cornales; Cornaceae
Product: pathogen-associated molecular patterns-induced protein A70
Exons: 1
Coding region: 252-1097 (281 amino acids)
Source: RefSeq, a predicted model, not a curated record